This is a messenger RNA of Jaminaea rosea, 780 nucleotides long. RefSeq lists its product as hypothetical. Lineage: Eukaryota; Fungi; Basidiomycota; Exobasidiomycetes; Microstromatales. Bases 177 to 650 code for a protein of 157 amino acids. The record is from RefSeq and is a predicted model, not a curated record. The transcript has a single exon.
GGUGGUGGUGGUGGUGGUGUGAUCAACCUCGUCGUCGCUUCGUUGCUGUGACAGCGGAGGCCUGAUUGGCUGCGCCCCAGCUACGUCGUCACUUUCGAGGGAGGAUCCGGAGGGGUCGUCGUUCGUCCCCCCUGUGCUCGACCUCCUGAGCAGCGGCAGAGACAGCGAAGGCGGCGAUGAUCUCGGCCAGACCUGUACUGCGCCUUAUGUUCCCCUCGCAAGGUUCGAGCAGCAGGAGUGUUUGUGGGAUCGAUGCGGAUGCGGAGGAUGGCGACGAGGCAAGCAAGGCAAGCAAGGCAAGCAAGGCAAGGCGUGUGAUGCGGUGUGAUGGCCUCGAUAACAUUGGGGUUGCGCUGCUGCGAUUCACGUCCGCGCCACGAGGCCUGCCGCAUCUCGGUGGAGGAUACCCGGGCACGGGCCACGGCGAAAGGGCGCCGCAUUGCCUCCUCGUCCAAGCCCUGUGUCCACAGCCACCAAGCCACAGACCAGACCGCUACAGACUAGCUCGACCAGCUGCCCGCCCGUACGCCCGUACGUACACGACCCCAGUAACAUCGACUUGCUCUUUCCCGGCCGCUGAGACAUCACAUGACGACAGCGUGGCAGGAGCAUGGCGACAACAUCACGAGAUAGCAGCAUGGGCACAAUGACAUGACAAGGAAGAGAGGCAGACAGGAAGGAGGGACGCGGGGGAACACCGCCACCACGUCUCGUGUCUCCUCGUACGCAGUACAAUAGAAGGGCCGAGUACGUGAUGAGGAGGUCUCGCCCUCACUCCGU